CUAAGCAAUUGGAAGAAUGUUUGGAAUUGAAAUAUUUCGAAAGACUCGACGAAUUUCAUUUGUUCAAAAUGUUACAAAGGAUGUACGAGAAGAAAAUGUCUUCGUUGUCGUACAAAUUAUUAUUGGAUGCGGUACACCAGUGAACAUGUUCAAUUGCAACAUUUGCGAAUCUAGGGCAAGCAGAAAGAACAUUGUAUUGACGCACCUGAGACAUGAGAGAAAAUUAUACCAAAGACAAAUCCUACAAUAAUGAAAUAUUUACAAUACAUUUUUUCACAUAUUUUGGAAGACGGUUGGAAUCAUAUUGUUACAAAAGACUACCAUCAUCAUGGUUAUUAUCGGCUGAGUGAUGAAGAUACCAACGCGAAAAAUCAUCCAACGAACGAAUUGUUAGACGAAUAUGAUCCAAUUCAAGAUAACAAUGAUAAUGUCAAUGACGGGGUUGAUGAUAACAACGAUAACAAUCCCAUAAACAAUAGAUACGUUUGCGAUUUUUGUUGCAAAAGAUAUUCCUUAAACGGUUUAAAAAAGCACAUGCAAACUGGUUGUAAGAAAAAUCCAAAGAACAAUAGUGCAUGUUACAAUUGUAAAUAUUGCGGUUAUACAAGUGUGUACAAAGCUAACAUGGAAAGACACGUUAGAAAUAUUCACGAUCUUGUAAAUGAUAGAGUACGUUGCGAAUUAUGCAAUUUUUCUAGCAAUUACACAUUUUGCGUUAGGAGACACAUGAAAACAUUUCAUCGCAAAUAAUAAUAAUAAUAAUAAUAAUAAUAAUAAUAAUAAUAAUAAUAAUAAUAAUAAUCAUUAAAAUAAUAUAAAAUAAAUGUGUAAAAUUGUUGUAAAACAACAACCAUGAUGUUGG
Polistes dominula (European paper wasp) is the source of this 862-nucleotide messenger RNA. Its product is annotated as zinc finger E-box-binding homeobox 1-like. The record is from RefSeq and is a predicted model, not a curated record. NCBI's taxonomy places the organism in Eukaryota, Metazoa, Arthropoda, Insecta, Hymenoptera, Vespidae.